AAAAAAUUUCAUCAAAAAAAUUCCACCUUCCCGAUUCCCAAACGGGCUCGGUCGGCCGGACGGAGUAUCCUGUCAGACUUGCUGGCACUAUAGCUCUUGGCCUACAAUCCAGGAGACGAACGACAAAAAGAAAAUCCAUAGAAGUUAAACACUCCCACAGAAACGUCGGAGAAUAUUUCCAUAUCUUGAAACCCUAAUCCUAUAUCCCUGACGUUUAAUUGAUUAAGGUUUGAUAUAGGGUUAGGGGAUCGGCUUUCAUCAUUCAUCCGGCCACAAAGUGCAGCAAUGACCAUGAAAUUCGCUCGGAGCUGCAUCCAGUCGAUGCUGAAGCUCGUCAACUUUCUGUUAGGGGUUGUUGGGAUCGCCAUGAUCAUGUACGCCAUUUGGAUGUUCAGAGUUUGGCAAAAGCACAUGUCCGGCCCUUCUCCUCUCCCGUAUUUCGGGCCCAAUAGCUCCCCUAUCCCUUGGUUCAUAUAUACUAUUCUUGGUCUUGGCAUCACUGUGUGUUUCAUCUCCUGCUCAGGUCAUAUUGCUGCAGAAACUGUGAAUGGCUGCUGUCUGUAUAUCUACAUGGUGUUUGUCUUUCUACUUUUUGCGUUCGAAGCUGCUGUCACUGUAGAUGUUUUCUUAAACAAA
Molecule: messenger RNA, 636 nt
Organism: Cuscuta epithymum
Lineage: Eukaryota; Viridiplantae; Streptophyta; Magnoliopsida; Solanales; Convolvulaceae
Source: the annotation of a GenBank genome assembly